Molecule: messenger RNA, 1254 nt
Organism: Cynocephalus volans (Philippine flying lemur)
Lineage: Eukaryota; Metazoa; Chordata; Mammalia; Dermoptera; Cynocephalidae
Gene: WNT10A
Product: Wnt family member 10A
Exons: 4
Coding region: 1-1254 (417 amino acids)
Biological process (GO): cell fate commitment; neuron differentiation; canonical Wnt signaling pathway
Cellular component (GO): extracellular region
Molecular function (GO): frizzled binding; cytokine activity
Source: RefSeq, a predicted model, not a curated record
AUGGGCAGCGCCCACCCUCGCCCCUGGCUGCGGCUCCGACCCCGGCCCCAGCCGCGGCCCCCGCUCUGGGCGCUCCUGUUCUUCCUACUGCUGCUGGCUGCCGCCGUGCCCAGGUCGGCACCCAACGACAUCCUGGGCCUCCGCCUCCCUCCAGAGCCCGUGCUCAACGCCAAUACGGUGUGCCUGACAUUGCCCGGCCUGAGCCGGCGGCAGAUGGAGGUGUGCGUGCGUCACCCUGAUGUGGCCGCCUCAGCCAUCCAAGGCAUCCAGAUCGCCAUCCAUGAGUGCCAACACCAGUUCCGGGACCAGCGCUGGAACUGCUCUAGUCUUGAGACUCGCAACAAGAUCCCCUACGAGAGUCCCAUCUUCAGCAGAGGUUUCCGAGAGAGCGCUUUUGCCUAUGCCAUCGCGGCGGCAGGCGUGGUGCACGCUGUGUCCAACGCUUGCGCCCUGGGCAAACUGCGUGCAUGCGGCUGCGAUGCUUCCCGGCGCGGGGACGAGGAGGCCUUCCGUAGGAAGCUGCAUCGCUUGCAGCUGGACGCGCUGCAGCGCGGUAAGGGCCUAAGCCACGGAGUCCCGGAACACCCGGCCCUGCCCCCUGCCAGCCCCGGCCUUCAGGACUCCUGGGAGUGGGGCGGCUGCAGCCCAGACGUGGGUUUCGGGGAGCGCUUCUCUAAGGACUUUCUGGACUCCCGGGAGCCUCACAGAGACAUCCACGCGCGCAUGAGGCUCCACAACAACCGAGUCGGGAGGCAGGCGGUGAUGGAGAACAUGCGGCGGAAGUGCAAAUGCCAUGGCACGUCAGGCAGCUGCCAGCUCAAGACGUGCUGGCAGGUGACACCCGAGUUCCGCGCCGUAGGGGCUCUGCUGCGCAGCCGCUUCCACCGCGCCACGCUCAUCCGUCCGCACAACCGCAACGGCGGCCAGCUGGAGCCCGGCCCCGCCGGGGCACCCUCGCCCGCCCCCGGCACUCCCGGACCGCGCCGCCGGGCCAGCCCCGCCGACCUGGUCUACUUCGAGAAGUCGCCCGACUUCUGCGAGCACGAGCCGCGCCUGGACUCGGCGGGCACCGUGGGCCGCCUGUGCAACAAGAGCAGCACGGGCCCCGAUGGCUGCGGCAGCAUGUGCUGCGGCCGCGGCCACAACAUCCUGCGCCAGACGCGCAGCGAACGCUGCCACUGCCGCUUCCACUGGUGCUGCUUCGUGGUCUGCGAAGAGUGUCGCAUCACCGAGUGGGUCAGCGUCUGCAAGUGA